GCUGGCGGUGACGGAAGCGCGCCGGGGGUGACCUCACCUUCCAACAUGGCGGCGGCGGUAGAUUAGGGCCGCGGGUCGAAGCAGCCACCGCCGCUGGGGGACCCUGUCGGAAACGACUGCCGCCGCCGCCUCCCCUUCCGUCUCUUCUUGGGCAAGGGGCCAGGGCCAGGUUUUACACAUCUGUAAGUAGACUUUGGGAGCUCUGCCAGCCAACUCAAUGGCGUCCUCUACUACUGUGCCUCUAGGAUUUCACUAUGAAACAAAGUAUGUUGUUCUCAGCUACUUGGGACUCCUCUCUCAGGAGAAGAUACAAGAGCAACAUCUUUCCUCACCCCAAGGUAUUGUCUUUGGCUCAGCUUCACAACCUCUGGAUCAGGAAGUUUUAUUAAAAGUUAAAACCGAAAUUGAAGAAGAGCUAGAAUCCCUGGACAAAGAAAUUUCUGAAGCAUUCACCAGCACAGGCUUUGACCGUCAUACUUCUCCUGUGUUCAGCCCUGCUAACCCAGAAAGCUCCGUGGAAGACUGCUUGGCUCAUCUUGGGGAAAAGGUCUUACAGGAACUGAAAGAGCCUCUACAAAAGGCGUUGCAAAUGCUCCUCAGCCAGCCAGUGACAUAUCAGGCAUAUCGGGAAUGUACACUGGAGACCACAGUUCAUGCCAGCGGCUGGAAUAAGAUUUUGGUGCCUCUGAUUUUGCUACAACAAAUGCUUUUGGAGUUGACAAGACGUGGUCAAGAGCCUCUGAGUGCAUUGCUACAGUUUGGUGUGACAUAUCUGGAGGACUAUGCAGCAGAGUACAUCAUUCAGCAAGGUGGCUGGGGCACUGUCUUUAACCUUGAAUCAGAGGAGGAGGAGUACCCUGGAAUUGUUGCAGAAGAUAGCAAUGACAUUUAUAUACUUCCCAGUGACAACUCUGGACAAGUCAGUCCUCCAGAGUCUCCUACUGUGACCACUUCCUGGCAGUCAGAGAGCUUACCUGUUUCACUGUCAGCCAGCCAGAGUUGGCACACAGAAAGCCUCCCAGUGUCCCUAGGUCCUGAGUCCUGGCAGCAGAUUGCAAUGGAUCCUGAAGAAGUCAAAAGCUUAGAUAGCAACGGGGCUGGAGAGAAGAGUGAGAACAACUCUUCUAAUUCUGACAUUGUGCAUGUGGAGAAAGAAGAAAUUCCUGAAGGCGUGGAAGAGGCUGCCGUGGCACCCAUCAUCUUGCCAACCAAGGAGCUGCGGGAGGUGCUCCCUGAAGCACCAGCUCCCUUGCUUCCACAUAUCACUGCCACUUCCUUGCUGGAGAUGAGGGAGCCUGACACAGAAGGGAUGACAGUGGAGAAAGUCAGCCCUGCUACGUCUUUGUUCGUGGAACUUGAAGAAGAGAGCUUAAUGAAGACAAAAGCAGCAAUGGUUGAAUCUGUUGAACGGGAAGCUGAGUUGAUCCCCACCCUGGAACCCACAGCAACACUGCUGAGUGAAGAGGAGAAGCGUGUGAGGAGAGAGGGUCUUCAAGAAGGCCCCUCCCCUGCUGAAGAGAAGGCCAGCCCCCUGUUUGAGGGCAAGUCUAUACUGCUGUUUGGAGGGGCCGCCGCCAUUGCCAUCCUGGCUGUAGCAGUGGGGGUAGCACUGGCUCUGAGAAAGAAAUAGAUUUUUCAGAAAAGAAAGAAGACAUAAAAGAUGUAAGAUUUUAGCUAUACUGACUGAAUUUGAACCACCAACAGCUGAUUUGGACAUUUGUGGAACAUUCUGGGGUAAUGGGGGACUUCUGCUCAACAAGGCAGUGAUGGAUCCGCACCGUAGGGCUUCAGGUGGAGGGCAAUCACGUUUGUCUGACUGUAAGCUCCAAGGGCCUUGACUUCUGCGAAAUUUGGCAUCUUAUGUGUCAAAGCACUCCCUCUAGAACAGGGUUUCUCAGCCUUGGCAUUAAUGACAUCGUGAUUAAUUCCUUGUUGUAGGAGGCUGUCCUGUGCGCUGUAGGAUUGUUUAGCAGCCUCCCUAGCCUCUAACCACUAAAUGCAAGUAGCACCCUUCCGCCAGUUGUGAUAACCAGAAAUGUUUCCUGACAUUGCCAAAUGUCCCCUGGGGGCAAAAUUGUUCCCGUGAAGAGCCAUAGCUCUACAGGGAAACGGUUAAUUUUGGAGAAUCUGGGAUAGAAGUUCCCAGGCAAGAGGGCUUGGCUGUGGGCCCUUCAGCUGCUGAUUUGUUCCUGCCCUUGGAAUUUCAUCUUUCCUGAUGAACAUGCUGUGGUUUUGCAGCCAUUCCUUUGUGGCUCUUCUUUUCUUCCCUACCUUCUUAGUCCUGUAGCGGGAGGGUGCUCUCCCCUUAUGUCUCAGCUGCCUCUCAGGUACUGCACUGCUCCUCUUCACCCCCAGGUUCUUUAUAAGGCCCCAUGGGAGAGUGCUUGCUCCGGGCCCACUAAGUCCCUGAUGCUUCCUACAGCUCCACCUUGUAAAGAUUUUGCCUUUAGUCAUCUUAAAAAAACACAAAUAUAAAAGAGACCUAGGGUUCCCUGCCUGUGAAUGCAAGGGCAAGUAACUGGUUAGAGAGCAGUAUUUGUCUGAUUUACAAGCAGGAUGACUUAGAUGGCCUAUCCGAGGUCUCUUCUGGCCCUUUUAUAUAUGGCCACCCUGUGGAGCUUAUGGUUACUUGCUGGCAGCAUCUCUGUUGCUAGAUGGUUACAGUCUAUACUCUGGGCUCUGUGUUUUCCCUUUAUCUGGCCUGUCUUCUUAUUGGUCAGCUAGCUUCUCUGCGGUCUCUUGCUUUGUGAUAAAGAUUUUGUACUUGGUCUUACAGACCAAUUGAAUGAUAACUCUUAUUAAAUACAGAAAGUCUCCCUAAAUACUACUGAAAUAAAAAGUAGCAAAAGAGAAGCUUGAAUUUCUUGAGGCUACCCUUGAGAUUCUAGUUUGGCUUUCACAGUUCAAGAAUAAGACUUCUUCCCUGAACUCUUUACGGUCCAAAUGCCAGAGUGAUAAACCAAAAUGAUUCUAAUCAGUAUGUGUUAGUUGAGAAUCAGCAUAACUUUCUUGCAUCUGGCCAAUCCCAUCCCUAAAGGAGGGUGGGACUGUAUCUUUUCAUGUGGGAGGAUCAGUGUCACUAUGCAGGACACACACGCUUGGUACAGGUCAUCUCAGAUUUAUCUUAGUAAAUGUAACAAAUUACUUUUUAGAUCCUGAAAUUUGUAAUAAAAUUACUUUACUAUCCUGAUCACCAAAACUUAACGUUUUAAAUGUGCUUUCUUUUUUAAAUUUAUAUUCUAAAAUGAAAUCUUCUCCUUAAAGCAAUAUUAUGUCAAAGUUGGUUGAGGAAAGGUCUGAAGUAUGUUUGUCUGUUUAUUAUGCAGUGUCUUUUUUUUUUUUUUUUUUUUUAGAUUUUACUGGUUUAUUUGACACACAGAAAGAGAGAUCACAAGUAGGCAAAGAGGCAGGCAGAGAGAGGGGGGCGGAAGUAGGCUCCCUGCUGAGCAGAGAGCCUGUUGUAGAACUCUAUCCCAGGACCCUGGGAUCAUGUCCCCAGCCGAAGGCAGAGGCUUUAACCCACUGAGCCACCCAGGCACCCCUGCAGUAUGUCUUUAUGUUCUGAGUUUUCAUGUCUUAGAGAGUGAUAUUCUUAAGGGUUUUGGUGCACUUUGAUUAGAGUAGCUAGAGUGGGGAGGAAUGCAAUUAAUUUAGGAAAAGAUGGUUUUCCUUGGACUCUGACAGUUGGCUCUGACAUUGGGUUACUCUGUAUUCUAAUUGCUACUUUUGUGUUUGCAUAGGGUAAGAGCAAACUGGUGAGUUACCUUGAUUUUUUUUUUUUUUUCUCUUUCAUAAUAAAAUGUUUUCCUUCCAGUGUU
This is a messenger RNA of Mustela lutreola (European mink), 3818 nucleotides long. RefSeq names its product BCL2 like 13 (gene BCL2L13). Lineage: Eukaryota; Metazoa; Chordata; Mammalia; Carnivora; Mustelidae. Gene Ontology annotation, biological process: regulation of apoptotic process; apoptotic process. The record is from RefSeq and is a predicted model, not a curated record. Gene Ontology annotation, cellular component: mitochondrion. The transcript is spliced from 7 exons. The coding region runs from base 218 to 1630 and encodes 470 amino acids.